Molecule: messenger RNA, 2224 nt
Organism: Scatophagus argus
Lineage: Eukaryota; Metazoa; Chordata; Actinopteri; Scatophagidae
Gene: scpep1
Product: serine carboxypeptidase 1
Exons: 13
Coding region: 82-1407 (441 amino acids)
Biological process (GO): proteolysis
Molecular function (GO): serine-type carboxypeptidase activity
Source: RefSeq, a predicted model, not a curated record
UGACCCCCGGUGUGGUCAUGUGAUUUGUUGCUGCAUUAAAGUGGUACGCAGCGGAAUCGUCCGCAAGCUCGCGUUUCAACAAUGGGUCGGGUAGAAGCAGCGUCCAGUUUCUUGCUUUUGCUCGCCAUUAUCGUGAGCAAAGGGAUCCCUGGUACCCUAGCAGGUAAAGAAGCCUGGGGCUAUGUGGACGUGAGAGACGGGGCCCACAUGUUCUGGUGGCUGUACUAUGCUGACAGCCAGUCUGCACAGCAUAAGGACCUACCACUGGUCAUGUGGCUGCAGGGUGGACCAGGAGGAUCAGGAAGUGGCUUUGGAAACUUUGAAGAGAUUGGACCUUUGACCAGGGACCUAGAGCCCAGGAAGACUAGCUGGGUCCAGGCAGCCAGUGUGUUAUUUGUCGACAACCCUGUGGGUACUGGCUUUAGCUACACUGACAUGCCAGAUGUCUAUGCUACCAAUGUGGCCACAGUGGCCUCAGACAUGCUGGUGCUCCUCAAACACUUCUUCACAGACAAGGCCGAGUUUCAGAGCAUCCCCUUCUACAUCUUCUCUGAGUCAUAUGGAGGCAAGAUGGCAGCUGCUAUCUCCCUGGAACUCACCAAGGCCAUAGCACAAGGGACAGUGAAAUGCAACUUUGCUGGUGUGGCACUUGGGGACUCUUGGAUUUCCCCACUGGACUCUGUCAUGACCUGGGGACCGUACCUCUACACUACUUCGCUGCUGGAUGAUGCCGGCCUGGCAGACGUGAACAGCGCAGCGGAGGCGGUGAAGAAAGCUAUGGAGCAGCAACAGUUUGCAGAGGCCACAGAGCUGUGGUCUGUCACUGAGACGGUGGUGGAGCAGAACACCAAUGGAGUCAACUUCUACAACAUCCUCACCCAGGAUUCAGACGACAAACUCACCUCCUCAGCAGGAGAAGACUACAUCUCUUUGCAGACACGUCGCCAUAUUCGACCACUUCACAGUCAGUCACUGAGUGAGCUCAUGAAUGGACCAAUCAGGAAGAAACUGGGCAUUAUCCCCCAGAAUGUCACCUGGGGAGGCCAGGCAGAGGAGGUGUUCAGCUACAUGGCAGGAGACUUUAUGAGACCAGUGGUGGAUAUAGUCGACCAACUGCUGACUGCUGGAGUCAAUGUCACUGUCUACAAUGGCCAGCUAGAUCUCAUAGUGGACACUAUGGGUCAAGAGCUGUGGGUGAAGCGGCUGAAGUGGGAGGGGCUAUCUGCAUUCAACAAGCUGAAGUGGACCGCCCUAAAUGACCCCACCUCCCGGGGCAUGACUGGAGCUUUCUAUAAGAUUUACAAGAACUUCGCCUUCUACUGGAUCCUCAAAGCUGGUCACAUGAUUCCCUCAGACCAGGGGCCAAUGGCCUUGCAGAUGAUGAAGAUGAUCACCCAGCAGGAAUAACCCGCCCGCCCUGAUGCCAGCUGGAAUGGCUGCGACAAUCACAAUCACCACAACCUUUUCAUAUUUCAUUUCCUCCUGAACCAAAUCAAGAGUCUGUUUUCUUUGAUCACAGCAAUGGCAUGUGUACAAUUCAACCAGAGCAACAAUAAGACAUUUAUCUUUUUUUUUUUUUUUUUUUUUUGAAAAGCUGUUCUGGUUUCUUCUCUGGCGCACUAUCAAGUUGUUAAAAGAGGCUUGUCAUUAUUCUUAUUACAUAACGCGUGCUGCAGGUAAGUGUGCCUUCUCCAAAGUUUUGUUUUUCUUUUAGUCUAAACGGUGUGUGCUCAUAGUCUGGUUAGAAUUCAUCCUGGCUGUAAGUAAUAAGCACUGCCAGUCCAUUUUGUAAAUGUCAGGACAUUUUACUGUGUAAGUGGUACUACAUGACAAGUCAGCAAAUCACCAAAGUGAAUAGGAUUCAUCCUCUGGAGACCUCAAAUAUCAAUACUGUCAGACAUUUUAUUCAACAUUAAAGAUGUCAGCCUCACGUUCGCACUAGAGGUCCUUAGGAGUCAUCUUCAACUGACAAUAUACUUGUUUUUUUUUUUUGUUUGUUUUUUUUAAGUCAGGAGCAAACGUGAUGGUCCAUCUGACCAAUCCAGAACUUACACGGUCUGAUGGACACAGAACUGACGACGCAAAAAGCUUACUUACAGACUUAUUACGAUUCUUUGCACCUUUUACACUUUUAUUUGUUAACUGAUCAACAGAGAUAUUGUUUACUAUGAAAGGUCAAACAAAUGUAGACAAACUGAUCAAAUAAAAAAAUUUAUUAAGCGUU